This is a messenger RNA of Carassius auratus (goldfish), 710 nucleotides long. RefSeq names its product transcriptional and immune response regulator-like. Gene Ontology annotation, cellular component: nucleus; cytosol. Gene Ontology annotation, biological process: endothelial cell activation involved in immune response; negative regulation of Notch signaling pathway. The coding region runs from base 146 to 448 and encodes 100 amino acids. Gene Ontology annotation, molecular function: Notch binding. The transcript has 2 exons. NCBI's taxonomy places the organism in Eukaryota, Metazoa, Chordata, Actinopteri, Cypriniformes, Cyprinidae. The record is from RefSeq and is a predicted model, not a curated record.
CGAAUGGGCGUUUACUAGCCGUCCGUAUGACAUCAGCUCAGGUCAGUCCUCUAUAAAACCGGCUAUUCUCAAUGCUGGAGUCACUGAGAGCACAGCCGCUGCUAUCAAACACAGGACGUCUCGCAAACGGUCUAUUUCAACCGCUAUGUCUUCAUACGCGUCUUCAGACUCUCGUCGCGUCAGUCCCGCCGUGAACGGCGUCAAAUUCGACACGGCUCACCGCAAGAAAGCCUCGCCGAACAUCUUCGAGAACGUCAACCAGGACGUCCUGGUGAAACUCUUCGAGAAAGCCGGAGACCUGAAGGCGGCGGAGAGAGCCAGGAGCAUCCUCGCGCUGCACCAGGACCCCGAGGGCGUCUCCAGAGCACUCAUGGCUCUUCAGCAGGACAAGAAGGACACGUGUCUGCUCAUCACCGGACUGACGCGCCAGGCGCUCAAGUUUCGUUGAGGGAAGGUUUCGUUGGGAAGCUGUGCAGAGAGUCAUGUUGGUGUGCUGUGAGAACACAGAGAGAGGAGACUGAACUGAUCCAGUUGAAAAGUUGAGCUUGAAGACACCGGAGCAUUGCUGCUUCUUAACACCUUGGAGAACACUUGAAAUAUGGACUGAUGCCAAAGGGUGAAAUUUGCUUAUGAAGAGGGUCGGGUUCUAUUGUCUGAAUUGCCAUGUUAAGGUCUGAAAAAAAAAACAAUAAAACCAAUUAAAUAAUUUA